Molecule: messenger RNA, 821 nt
Organism: Wyeomyia smithii (pitcher-plant mosquito)
Lineage: Eukaryota; Metazoa; Arthropoda; Insecta; Diptera; Culicidae
Product: transmembrane protein 242
Exons: 3
Coding region: 119-589 (156 amino acids)
Source: RefSeq, a predicted model, not a curated record
AGUAAAUAAGCUGCCAGUUGUGCACGUUAUUUUGUUUUGAUCUGAUUAUGUAAAGAAACAGUCAGUAAUGGGUGUAACUUUGUAACUAAUUCAAGAAUUUGAGGAAAAUAAGCACGAAAUGUUCGAUAACACUACUGUAACUUCUACGGAAACAAAACCGGCACCCCAACAAACGGAAAUGACUGUCGAGGAACGCAAGUAUCGCUUUAGAGCUGCUGCAUUUUUGACAGGAGUCGCCGGUAUUUCGGCAAUCGUUGGCUUCGGUAAAACAAUAAUGACCGCAAAAAAAUCCGACCCACAAUUUUUUGACAAAGGUGUACAGGGCAGCAUCGCAAUGCGUGAAACGGGCGCAGGACUAGCCUUAAGGGCGUUCGGUUGGGGCACGCUGUACGCCUUCCUGGGCACUGGUACUAUUUGCUACGGUAUCUGGAAGCUGUCUGGAGCUACAAAUAUGCGAGAAUUUAGAGAAUCAAUCGGUAAAAUAUUACCACGGAUACCAAAGAACGACCCACCAAAAAGUAGAACGGAAUUUGAUGGACUGACGGAUCUCAUGAAGUAUUUAUCUACUUGGGGCAAGAAAGAAAAAUAGAUUUAGUGAAUUAAUAUAUUCAAAUUCUUCUAUUUGAAAAUAAAUCAACGAAGUUGAAAUGAUAUAUAUUUUUAAUCGGCAAUCAGUACACUUUAGCAUGAUACAUAUAUACUAUGCGAUGGAAUCAACGGAUAGCACAGGCAGAUUUACUUGAAUAAAUCGAAUCCGUCGUUGAUCAAAUCGUCGGUUCUGAAAACAGAAAUAAUUAAAUAAAUUCCUUUCAAAACAACAA